Molecule: messenger RNA, 1983 nt
Organism: Fusarium falciforme
Lineage: Eukaryota; Fungi; Ascomycota; Sordariomycetes; Hypocreales; Nectriaceae
Exons: 6
Coding region: 1-1983 (660 amino acids)
Biological process (GO): DNA-templated transcription
Molecular function (GO): DNA binding; zinc ion binding
Source: RefSeq, a predicted model, not a curated record
AUGGACAUCGACGAAUCAUGUGUAGACUCUGAUCUGGAGCCACAAGAUCAAACAGCUCAGCGGCCAUUAGCGCCUUCGCGAAACAGCCACCGGCUUGCAAGCCUCUCUCCUAACUGCAACGACUGCAGCGAGAACAAGAUCAGCAAUAUCGAGAAGCAACUGCAGCAUGUAAUUGGCAUCCUGGAGCCAUAUGUUUCAGCCUCAUCAGCCAGCGCAGCACCAGCCUCUGAGUCGCCCAGACGCAAGAGACCCUGCAUAGUCAACGAAGGAGAGAGAUCUCAAGCGGCGCCCCGUUUUAAUGCGGCAUUUCCCCUUACACCAUCAACAAACACCUCGUCAACGCCUUUGUCUACUUUUGAGGGCGACUCGUCACUCGCUGCUCAUACAGCCAUGGCCAACAGCCUCCUCGAGACAGCAGUGAGCACGUCAUCCUUGCAACCUCGGAUGGCUGAGGGGAUGGAGAACUUGCGCCAGUUGAUCAGCGUUAAUGGUGAAAUACCUGAUGCCUAUGGGAUGGCAUCUUCACACAACCCAAGACUCGGUUCGAUGCCCAUGUUACCCCACGGCGACAUGUCUAUGCCUCCAAUUCAGGCUGUCUUGACGGUCCUAGACUUGAUGAAAAGUAACCCUCGUUUUGAGUCGAUGGGCUUCCACAUGUUCUUGUCAGCUACAAAGUUCAUGGGAUAUCUAAACAGGGUGUAUACGCCAGGAGAAGUGCCAACACUUGCCGAUUUCAUCAUCGUAAAUGGAGCACUUAUCGAUGUCUUCCUGCGAAGCAUUCUUCUCACCGACGACACUGACAUACGAAGGGACUUUCAGCAGCACAUGAAUCUUUGCGAGGGAAACCUUGAGACUGCAUUGGCCAGACUUCCGGUUCACAUGCCGCAUACGAUAGAUCACAUCACAGCUCUAACCUUUUCUGUAUAUCACGCAAUUAGAUCAUCUCAGACCUCCCUUGCCUGGAGUUUAGUAACUACGGCCAUACAUAUGAGCAUCACUGCCGGUUUUCACCGUGCAUCAUCGGCCAAGAAUGAGUCCAGGCAAGAGACUAAUCAGAAAGCAUGGCUCUUUUGGUCACUUUACAGUGUUGAGAAGGGUCUCUCCUUACGACUCGGCCGGCCCUCAUCCAUCUUGGAUUACGACAUCACAGUACCACUGCCGCAACACGACGAUCCAGGAAUCACCGCAUACACGUCAACCUUCACCCGGUGGAUCAGGUUGUCCAUAGUACAGGGCAAGAUCUACAAGAUGCUGUAUAGCCCUGCAGCACUAGCUGAGACCCCGGAAAGAAGAGCAACCUGGGCCCGUUCACUUGUCGAGGAAACAAAAAAGAUUUACAAGGAAGUAGACAAAAUAAGCACUCCAACGAGCAACAACAGGUGGAAGACAGCGUCAGGAAACGAGACGGAGCUUUCCUUCUUCUCCGAAAAUGUCCUGUUCUAUUCCACUUUGACUCUGAUACUGAAGUCCCUUCCUCCAGAUGAAGGUUCGACACAUCAUUUUGCAUCAGAGUGUAUCACGACCGCAAGAAUUGCUCUUGAGAAGCAUCAAGAAUACUGCAAGGCUCUAGGGCCCGAUAGUGGUAGACACAUCGACGUCUAUGUCAAUUGGACGAUUUUGUAUAACCCGUUCGUCCCUUUUAUCGCCAUCUUCUGCCAUGUGAUAGAAUCGGGAGACGUGCAAGAUCUCAACCGGCUACAGGCAUUCGUUACCUCUCUAGAAUCUGCACGCAUGUAUUCGCAGGCCACAGCAAACAUCCACCGCCAGUUUCAAGCCCUUUACAACAUCGCGCAACAGUUCACAGAGAUACGCACAUCGAAUGAGCUUCUCAACGAUGAGGCCAUCACUGAGUUUGACGAGUAUAUACAGGCGUUGGGUAUUUUCCCAUCCCGAAUGACAUAUAAUGAUAGCCUUGGACUUCUACCCAGCGCUGAAGCGGAUGACAUGGAACUCAAUGGCUGGGGCUGGUCUCAGGCUAGAUAA